UUCAGUCGUCAUAAAGUGAGAUUGAGACUUUUUAACCAUUCUCCAGGGCACCAGGUGGCGCACUCGCAAAUACUUCCCAGUGCAACAUAGUGUUCCGAAACGCGGUUGUUUCGUCUGAAGCCUGGUCGUGGUAGGUCGUGACCCCGAGGCGAAGAGCAGGAGCAAGAUGUCGGACGACGAGGAUGUCCCCGUGGCGAAGAAAACCCGGAUCUUCUAUGGCAGCCUGGAGGAGAAGGAGCGGGAGCGGCUGGCCCGCGAGGGUUCGGCCAGCUCUGGCAAGGAGGCGGUGAAGGCGGGGAUUGAGGCCGGCAACAUCAACAUCUCCAGCGGCGAAUGCAUGGAGAUGGAGGAGCGUGUCAGCGAGCGGCAGGCGGAGGUGCUGGCUGAGUUUGAGCGCAGGAAGCGGGCGCGGCAGAUCACCGUCUCCACCGACGACGCCGAGGUGAAAGCCUGCCUGCGGGCUCUGGGAGAGCCAAUCACGCUCUUCGGGGAGGGGCCUGCUGAGAGACGAGAGAGGUUGAGGAACAUCUUGUCUGUGGUGGGACCAGAUGCCCUGAAGAAAUCCAAAAAGGAAGACGAGAAAGGGAAGCGCUCUCAAGAAGAGUGCCAGCAGACCUGGUACCAUGAAGGCCCCACCUCUUUAAAGGAAGCUCGUCUGUGGUUGGCUCGCUACUCUCUGCCCAGGGCCGUGAAGAGGCUGGAUGCAGCUCGCGCUCAGAAGGAGAUCCCCGAAUCUUCCCGGACCGUGCGUCAGCAGGAGCUCCACAAGACGCUGAGGGGCCUGAAUAACUUCUGCAGUCAGAUUGGGGACGAGAGACCCAUCUCCUCCUGCCAGUUUAGCCCCAACUCCAAACUGCUGGUGACGGCGUCCUGGAGUGGUCUCUGUAAGCUCUGGGCAGUCCCUGAUUGCAGCCUUGUCCGCACUUUAAGGGGACACAACACCAACGUGGGGGCCAUCAGUUUCCACCCCCAGGCCACACUGUCUCUGGACGCCGCCGAUGUCAACAUGGCCUCUUGUGCGACUGACGGAUCAGUGAAGCUCUGGAGUCUGGACAGUGACUAUCCGAUGAGCCGUGCCGAGAGGCACUCGAUGCGGGUGGCACGCGUGGCCUGGCACCCCUCCGGGCGCUUCCUGGGCACCACCUGUUAUGAUAACUCCUGGAGGCUGUGGGAUCUGGAGGCGCAGGAGGAGAUCCUCCACCAGGAGGGCCACAGCAAGGGGGUGCACGACCUGCACUUCCACCCCGACGGCUCCCUGGCAGGGACCGGGGGUCUGGACUCGUUCGGCCGGAUCUGGGACCUGCGGACGGGGCGCUGCGUCAUGUUCCUGGAGGGCCACCUCAAAGAGAUCUACGCCAUCGACUUCUCACCCAACGGCUUUCACGUGGCGACAGGAAGUGGAGAUAACACCUGCAAGGUCUGGGACCUCCGGCAGAGGAAGUGCAUCUACACCAUCCCCGCUCACCAGAACCUUCUGUCCUCAGUGAAGUUCCAGCCCACUGACGGUCACUACCUCCUGACCGGAGCGUACGACAACACGGCCAAGGUGUGGACGCACCCCGGCUGGUCCCCGCUCAAGACGCUGGCGGGGCACGAGGGGAAGGUGAUGGGGCUGGACGUGUCGGCUGACGGACAGCUCAUCGCCACCUGCUCGUACGACCGCACCUUCAAACUCUGGGUCUCCGAGUGACCAUUGGUCGAUACGCCCCUCCCCUCCCCCUCUCCGUCGCUGCGAUUGGCUGAUAUAACCCCCACCCCCUUCUCCAUCGCUGCGAUUGGCUGAUAUCCAGCCUCUCUCCACAUCGGGGCCUGUGUACUGACCAGGUGUCACUAUGACAACCUUAGGCUGCCAACUCCAGCUGUUUAGGGUCUGUCGGCCUAUUGAAUCAUUAUUGCAUCAGUGCCAUUGUUUGGGGUUUCAAUCUAAGGACUACAGGUUUUGAAAGGGUUUCUAAUGGAGUAGAUGAAUAAUUUGAAUUGAAUGAAACUCCACCCUGGCCCUUGAAGAGAGACGUUGGUUCUGGGUAAUAUCUGGUAUUUCACAUAAUAUGGUGUCUGAGAUUUAACAUUCAGCUGCACACAGUUUAGUGACGGGUCCUUUAUAACAGCAACUGCCUUCAUAGUGGUGAGCUAGCAAAGGUAUAGAUGGUCAAGCACAGGUAUAGAUCAGGUUCUGAGAAAGUGCUUCUCCUGUUGCUCUUUGCAAACUGUCUGCAUGAGAGGUGCUGUCAUGGCAACACAAGGACUAUUCAACAAAUAUAUCUCUUACUUUUUUCCCCGUGCUUUUUUGUUCUACCAGUUUUCAUUUUGAACAAUCUUUCCUGCAGUCUGAUUGGACGGAAAAAGCCCCCGUUUUUGUUAUCAGCCAUUCGGCCAGUUUUUGUAACUCAAGUCAUAUUUUUUUAUUGUGUCCACACAGAUAUUUUCAUGUAAUAAAAAAACCAUGAAAAAUAAAA
This is a messenger RNA of Anguilla rostrata (American eel), 2456 nucleotides long. RefSeq names its product pre-mRNA splicing tri-snRNP complex factor PRPF4 (gene prpf4). Gene Ontology annotation, biological process: mRNA splicing, via spliceosome. The record is from RefSeq and is a predicted model, not a curated record. Gene Ontology annotation, molecular function: U6 snRNA binding; U4 snRNA binding; protein binding. Gene Ontology annotation, cellular component: U4/U6 x U5 tri-snRNP complex. The transcript is spliced from 15 exons. Lineage: Eukaryota; Metazoa; Chordata; Actinopteri; Anguilliformes; Anguillidae. Bases 167 to 1690 code for a protein of 507 amino acids.